Molecule: messenger RNA, 363 nt
Organism: Racocetra persica
Lineage: Eukaryota; Fungi; Glomeromycota; Glomeromycetes; Diversisporales; Gigasporaceae
Source: the annotation of a GenBank genome assembly
AAACUGAAGUCAAAUGACCAAUUCUACGAAAUUACUACCGUAAAUAACAAAACUGAGCUACUAGACCAAACAACUAUUAAUAAAUGCCAUGAUGCUAUUUUAGAAACGAAUUUAGUAGACCUCCCUUCUAAUCAUCCUCUUAAAUCAUGGCAUGCCAUUAAAUAUUUAAUUCCUCUACAUACUUAUGUACGAGCUAAGGAAGACUUUGAUAUGCUUUUUAAUUUUAAUUUUAAUUUCAACCCUUCCGAAGGAGUUGAAAGUUGGAUAGAUAAUAUUUGGGAUAAUGGAAUUGAAGAAAUAACACGACCAGAGUUGAAGAGAGUCAAUGAACGUUUUUUUAAGAAUAGUGUCGAGGAACUGUAA